UUAUGUUUACAGAAAGCAAGAAAUGAGAACAAGCAACAACGUGAACGUGAAUUGGCAAUUCAAAAACGAAAAGAGGAAGCGGAAAAUCGCAAAAAACAUGCUCGCCCGAGCCCAAGUGUCAAUAUAAGUUCAGCUUCACAAGAUUCUGUAGAAGAAAAACAUCUUAUGGACAAUCUCUUGGAAUCUUUAAGAGAUGGAGUAGAUUUGGAUUCUCGAUCUCGAAGGAGACGUGGUGGCAAAGAAAAACGUUUAGGUAGAAAUAUGUCAAUUGCAUUGAAAGCCGAAAAUAUAUUGAAUAGACUCAAAGAAGAUACUCCACCAAUACCAGAUACGUAA
Funneliformis caledonium is the source of this 336-nucleotide messenger RNA. Lineage: Eukaryota; Fungi; Glomeromycota; Glomeromycetes; Glomerales; Glomeraceae. The record is from the annotation of a GenBank genome assembly.